AUGAAAUCAGAGGAAUAUCAUAGUGAUCCGUUUUAAUGGUCUGAAGAUGAUGAGGAGGUCGAGCAUGAAUAGCUUUUGAAUGACUACAGGAGAAAAUAAUAGGUUCCUAUCAACGCAGGAGAUCUCGAAUCAAAUGAUAAAAGACAGAUGAAAAAGAUUCAUAGUCUUUCAAAGAAAUAUGAUUUGAAUAGAUAGCCGAUAUUCCACUAACAAAAUAAGGGAGCUGGUGAAAAAUUAUGCUGUUGCAUUGUCUAAAACUAAGAUUUGAACAGAAGAGAAAUUAGAAAAUAUUACUAAUUCAGUGAGGAUUUAGUGCAAUUUUACGAUGAAAAAAACUCCUAGCAUGAGGCUCAUCUUAAAUAGUAUUAUCUUGAUAACUUCAGAACAUAUGAUCGUGGACAAAAUAUUCCUGAUAAUCUAAUAUCAGAUGAAUGGACUAAAAUCGGAUUCUAGGGUAAAAAUCCUCGUACAGACUUCAGAGGUGGAGGUAUUCUUGGUCUUUAAAGUUUAAGAUACUUUACUUAAAAUUAUAACGAAAUUUAUUAAGAGAUGAUAAAUGACAAGACAGAGACAUUCUUCACAGCCAUAACUGGCAUUAACAUUGCUCAUUCAAUCUUGACCUACCUAUACAUGAAUAAGAACGAGGUAGCAAACUAAGUUAAAAAGCUCAGAGCGGGCCGAAAAUAAUUUAAGACCUUUGCGAAAUUGAACGCAAGAUCAAAGCAGACAUUCUUUGAAUUGCAUGCUUUUGUGUUCAUUAGAACGUUUUAACAUUGGAAAGUGGAAUAUGAGAAGUCUAAGCCCAGAAUGCCAAAUUUUUAUGAAGUUCAAGACUUAGCAAAGAAAGAAAUGCAUGACUUACUUUCAAAUACCGAAUUAAAUGAUGUCAAGUCUGUUAUUAAAAGAAACAAUUAGAUAGCUAGUGAAAAAUAUAAGUGA
Stylonychia lemnae is the source of this 939-nucleotide messenger RNA. NCBI's taxonomy places the organism in Eukaryota, Ciliophora, Spirotrichea, Sporadotrichida, Oxytrichidae. The record is from the annotation of a GenBank genome assembly.